AUGCCGCCCUUUGGCAACCUGCUCAAGCGAAAGGACGACAAGGAACGCUCCCUGGCUCAGGACAAGCGGAGAGCAAAGGACAAGUCGCCGCUGCCUCCUGAUGAUGCCGCCCCUCCUCCUCCGCCGCCGCCCGGCGAUGAGUUUGCCAUGCCGACGCGCGAGUAUGUGCGGCCGGACAACCAGCUGCCGCUGUCAGAGGCUGAACUGGCGGAGGAGGUGCCGCGCAUGCUGACAGCCAACAAUCCCGUUGCGCCCAAAAACCUGGCGCGCUUCAAUAUGAAGGAGCGCUGCUUCAAAUUCGACCCCAUGGUGGACCAGACGGUGCUGCACUAUGCCACCGAUGGCUGGCUGCUGCACAAAACGUCGGACGAGGCAAAGAAGCAGGCGGAGGCCGACCGCUCGGAGGCCGAGGCGGCGGCGCGCUUCCAGGCCGAGGCAGACCGCGCGGCGCGGCAGAAGGAGGCGGGCAUGGACGUGGAGCCGCCUGACGACAGCAGGCAGCUGAGGAACCAGUUUAACUUUGGGGAGCGGGCGGCUCAGACCUUCAACUAUCCGCUGAGAGAACGCGCGACGAUGACGGAGCCGCCGCCGACGGCCUCCGCGUCGGGCUGUGCACCUUUGUUUUUUGAUUGGAACCCAGCGGCCAGCGCUGCACCAGCACAGCAGUAG
Molecule: messenger RNA, 669 nt
Organism: Monoraphidium neglectum
Lineage: Eukaryota; Viridiplantae; Chlorophyta; Chlorophyceae; Sphaeropleales; Selenastraceae
Product: Dynein, intermediate chain, flagellar outer arm
Exons: 8
Coding region: 1-669 (222 amino acids)
Source: RefSeq, a predicted model, not a curated record